Monoraphidium neglectum is the source of this 1122-nucleotide messenger RNA. RefSeq lists its product as hypothetical. Bases 1 to 1122 code for a protein of 373 amino acids. Gene Ontology annotation, biological process: protein transport. The record is from RefSeq and is a predicted model, not a curated record. The transcript is spliced from 6 exons. Lineage: Eukaryota; Viridiplantae; Chlorophyta; Chlorophyceae; Sphaeropleales; Selenastraceae.
AUGGUGGCCAAUUAUCGCAAGGACAUUGCUGAGCUGCUCAAAACCGGAAAGCAGGACUAUGCGCGCAUCCGAGUUGAGGCCGUCAUCCGCGAGUCCCUGACGCUGCAGGCCUAUGACAUCCUUGAGCUGUUCCUGGAGCUGCUGGCGAUGAGGGCCCCGCUGGUGGCAAACACCAAGGAGGUGCCCAGGGACAUGACAGAGGCGCUCAGCAGCGUCCUCUACUGCGCCAGCAGGCGAGUCCUCGCAACCCGAAGCGGGCCCCGCUCACGGCGCGCAUCACUGCGGGUGCCCGACCUGCCGGAGCUUCUCACCCUCCACAAGAUCUUCGCGCAGAAGUACGGCAAGGAGUACGUCCAGUCAGCAUCCAGCGACACAGAGUGCCACAGGUGGAACGUGAACGAGCGGCUGCGCCGCUGCGUGACCGUGGAGCCCCCCGAAGCUUCCCUGAAGCUGGAGGUGCUGUCAGAGAUCGCCCAGGAGUUCAAGGUGGAGUGGGACCUGGACAGGGCGCGGCGAGAGAUGCUGCCGCCAGACGGCAUCAGCCCCGGCCCGCCGCCGGGCGCCAGCGGCGGCUACGGCGGCGGCUACGGCGGCGCCAGCGGCAGCGGCGGGGGCGGAGGCGGUGGCGGCGCGGUGUACGGGGGGCCGCCGCCGCUGCAGAUGCAGGGGUUAGGGCCAGGGCCGGCGGCCGGCGUGCCCCCGGUGGGGCGGCCAGGCGUCUACCAGGACGCGCGGCAGGCCGCGGCUGCUGCGGCCGCGGCGGCGGCGGAGGCGCAGCGCGCGGCCGACACGGCCAGCGCGCCCGCCGACCUGGGCAAUGGCUACCGCCAGCGCAGCCAAGAGGAGAUCCAGCGCGCUUAUGACUCUGCCGCGGGCCCGCCAGCCAAGCCCGACCUCGAUGCGCCCCCCGCGCCCGCCGCGCCGCCCGCCGCGCCUGCUGCACCCCCCGCGCCGCCUGCUGCCCCCGCCGCGCCGCCAGCCGAGGGGGCCGGCAACAGCGGUGCGUCUGAGGAGCUGGACCUGCCGGCCGCACCGCGGCUGGGCGGGCCCGCCGCCCCCAGCGGCGGCGACAGCGAGUUUGACGAGCUGCAGAAGCGCUUCGACGCCCUCAAGCGGCAGUGA